Penicillium malachiteum is the source of this 1014-nucleotide messenger RNA. Its product is annotated as recombinase DMC1. Lineage: Eukaryota; Fungi; Ascomycota; Eurotiomycetes; Eurotiales; Aspergillaceae. The record is from RefSeq and is a predicted model, not a curated record. Gene Ontology annotation, cellular component: nucleus; condensed nuclear chromosome. Gene Ontology annotation, biological process: chromosome organization involved in meiotic cell cycle; mitotic recombination; DNA recombinase assembly. Gene Ontology annotation, molecular function: double-stranded DNA binding; single-stranded DNA binding; ATP binding. The transcript has 8 exons. The coding region runs from base 1 to 1014 and encodes 337 amino acids.
AUGCCUGGUUCUGAUGGUAGCGAAGAGCUCAACGAUGAGGACUUCAUCGUCGACAUCGAUGGCAUUCAAUCCCACGGUAUUGGCGCAGCGGACAUCACCAAGCUGAAAGCAAAUGGAUUCUUUACUGUUGCUUCUGUCCAUGGCGCUACCCGCAGAACACUCCUCAAAGUCAAGGGCUUCAGCGAAGUCAAGGUCGAGAAAAUCAAGGAAGCUGUGCAGAAGUGUCUACCCUCGGCAUCGGGCUUCAUCACCGCGAUGGAGCUAUUCCACCAGCGAAAGAAAGUCGUCCGCAUCUCCACUGGGAGCAAGCAAUUUGACUCCAUCCUAGGAGGCGGCUUCCAAAGUAUGAGCAUCAGCGAAGUCUUCGGUGAAUUCCGCUGCGGCAAGACCCAACUCUCACACACAAUGUCCGUUGUCGCCCAGCUCCCCAAAUCCCUCGGUGGUGCAGAUGGCAAAGUCGCAUACAUCGACACUGAAGGCACGUUCCGACCCGAGCGUAUUGCGCAGAUUGCGGAACGCUUCGGUAUGGAUCCUGAUGUGGCGCAGGAGAAUAUUGCGUAUGCUCGUGCCCUGAAUAGCGAGCACCAGCUUGAGCUUCUGAAUACCCUGAGUCGAGAAUUUGCGGAGGGCGCUUAUCGCUUGCUUGUUAUUGACAGUAUUAUGAACUGUUUUCGGGUGGAUUAUUGUGGGCGUGGUGAGCUGGCGGAGAGACAGCAGAAGUUGAAUCAGUUUUUGAUGAAGCUGGCGCAUAUGGCUGAAGAAUUCAAUGUUUGUGUCUUGAUGACAAAUCAGGUUCAAAGUGACCCUGGUGCAAGUGCACUCUUUGCUGGUGCUGAUGGUCGCAAGCCUGUUGGCGGUCAUGUUCUUGCCCAUGCGUCUACAACUCGCGUGCUUCUUCGAAAGGGCCGAGGUGAGGAGCGUGUCGCAAAGAUUCAAGACUCUCCUGACUGUCCUGAGAGAGAAGCCACUUACGUUAUCACGAAUGGAGGCAUCAAUGAUCCGGAUAAGAUUUGA